ACAGAGAGAGAGAAAACAAUGGCUUGUGUAGCUGUAAAUUCUCUUAUCAGAAUAUUAGAGCUCGAGUUCUUUCAUCCUGAGCCUCGUCCAAUCCUACAAGAAAUGGAACUCAUCCCUUUUAACAAAGACCUCAUCCAAUCUCUCCAUGCAAAGCUUGGUUUUCUGAUACAACUGUUCGAUGAGUUCAGAAUGGAUGGUGUUGAAGCAAUUAAAGACUUGGAAACAAAGCUCAGAGAUGUAGCUUUCAGAGUAGAAGAUGAAAUUGAACUCCAUGUGGUAGAUCUCUAUGAAGCUGAUCCCUAUCUCUAUUUGGUAGAUCUCUUUAAAGAAGAUGACGAGGAAAUGGGACAAGGGUACACUUAUGAAGCCAAAAAAACCCAGUAUUCUCAUAGACUUAGUCAUGUAUUGCAACAAGCAAUAGAAGACAUUGAUGCCAUUAAAGAAGAGCUGGAGAAAGUCAUGAUGGAGUACAAGCAUGACAUAGCUGUUCCAAAAUCUGAUGAUGAACUUGUCAAGAUGGACGGUUCCGGUUCCUCCAAUCAUGCUUCACACACUGAGGACAUAAUGGUCGGGAAGAACAAUGAGUUCGAGAUUAUAAGGAAGAUGCUAAUACAACAUUCAUCUAAACAACGAGAAGUUGUCUCAAUUCAAGGUAUGGGAGGAAUCGGCAAGACAACGUUAACAAGACGAGUUUAUGAAGAUCCAUCAAUUGUCUCCCACUUUGACAAGCAAAUAUGGGUUGUUGUAUCACAACAUCACAAUAAGAGACAAAUGCUCUUAGAUCUUCUUGGUUCUAAAGACAAUGUAAACAACAAUAGUGAUGAGGACCUAGCAUUACGGCUCUACCAAAGUUUGAAGGGUCAAAGGUACUUGGUAGUGAUGGAUGAUGUAUGGAGCAGAGAGUCAUGGAAUGAUGUUAGCUGUUGCUUUCCAGAUGAUAUAAAUGGGAGUCGAGUAUUGUUGACUACUCGCGUUGCAGAGGUUAUGGGUUGCGGAAGGAUUUCUAAAGGCAUUCGAGAAUGAGAGUUUUGAAGCGGCGGCUAAAAGGUACAUAAAUGAACUUAUGGAUAGAAACUUAAUUCUUGUAAGCAAAAGAAGUAGUUGUGGAAGAAAAAUUAAGGAGUUUAGAGUACAUGGUUUAUUGCAUGGCUUUUGUGUAAGAGAAGCUCAGAAGCAGAGUCUUUUGCAUGUUGCGGAUGAAAGUGGUUCCAAUUUCCCUGAGAAAGGUAUUCGUUGGAUAAGAAUCCAAAAGGUGCCAUUUGAAGAUUUUGACAUCUCUGCGUUACAUUCUCUAUCAAAACACUGCCGGUCCAUCUUUUAUUUCCCGAAGAGGCCCAAAGAUUCAAUAAUUUUGAAAAUUUUCAGCCUAUUGAGGGUACUCUUUGUUACUGAUUUCCAUUCGCCAAGUCCGACUGUUCAUAUCCAUUUGAGAUACAUACGAAUAAUUUACGGGCAAUCUCGUCCUUAUGAGUCAUUAUUCUCCAGUGCUUGGAAUCUUCAAACAUAUAGUGUGGAUGGCCCUCUAUAGGAUUGAAGCAUUUGAAGUACAUUCCACAACUACAGUAUAUUAGCAGUGAUGAAAAAUUUGUGGAUCUUUUCCCAAAUCUGUUCAUCAAAACUUGCAAGUCAUUUCUUGGUGAUGGCGAGUUUGAUGAAGAUGAGGAGUAGAUGAUGCAAAGCUAUAGCAAAGAAAGACUCUAAUGAAUUGCAAUACUGAUGAUGGGUCCACAUGGAGCCAAAAUCCAAUAAAAGAAGGGUGUGGGAAGAGCAGAUG
This is a messenger RNA of Ipomoea nil (Japanese morning glory), 1774 nucleotides long. Its product is annotated as putative late blight resistance protein homolog R1B-19. Gene Ontology annotation, molecular function: ADP binding. The record is from RefSeq and is a predicted model, not a curated record. Gene Ontology annotation, biological process: defense response to other organism. Bases 19 to 1023 code for a protein of 334 amino acids. The transcript is spliced from 4 exons. Lineage: Eukaryota; Viridiplantae; Streptophyta; Magnoliopsida; Solanales; Convolvulaceae.